Hibiscus syriacus is the source of this 549-nucleotide messenger RNA. Its product is annotated as basic blue protein-like. The transcript has 2 exons. Lineage: Eukaryota; Viridiplantae; Streptophyta; Magnoliopsida; Malvales; Malvaceae. Gene Ontology annotation, cellular component: plasma membrane. The record is from RefSeq and is a predicted model, not a curated record. Bases 140 to 523 code for a protein of 127 amino acids. Gene Ontology annotation, molecular function: electron transfer activity.
AAUGGCUUGGAGAGUGGACCACACAUCGCUCCUUUUAAACGGCUUAUAAAGGCAUCAAACUUUAGCUUUCCCACCUAACCCACUACUCAUAAAAGGAACUCCAUUUUCAUCAUUGACAUUCCAAGCUUUUUUCUUAGAGAUGGCGCAGGGAAGCGGCAGUUCAAAUCAAGCCAAGUUCAUGGUUCCAUUGCUACUUUGGUUCCUGGUUUUCUCGGAAACCGUCGACGCGACAACUUAUACCGUCGGAGGCUCCGAUGGUUGGACCUUUAACACGGCCACUUGGCCUCGAGGGAAGCAUUUCAAGGCCGGUGACAAACUCCUGUUCAAAUAUGAUCCGACGCUCCACAAUGUGGUGGCCGUGAACAGGGGAGGUUACCGGCGUUGCAUUACGCCGGCGGCGGGUGCAAAAGUGUAUAAAUCAGGGAAAGAUGAGGUGAAACUGCACAAGGGAUUGAACUUCUUCAUUUGCAACAUUGCUGGGCACUGUGAAUCUGGAAUGAAGAUAGCCAUUAAUGCAGUGUAAUAAUAUUUUUCUUCCAUAAAUGCCCC